Molecule: messenger RNA, 254 nt
Organism: Staurois parvus
Lineage: Eukaryota; Metazoa; Chordata; Amphibia; Anura; Ranidae
Source: the annotation of a GenBank genome assembly
CAGGGGCGGACUGACCAUUUGGAAACUCAGGCACUGCCCGAGGGCCCGGGGUCAGUAGGGGGCCCCAUGAGAUGCCCCUGGUACCUUUUUCAUAGGCUUGUUUGAGUUUGGGCAAGGACACAGGGGCCCCAUGAUCCCCUAUUGCCCGGGGGCCCCAUGAGUUGUCAGUCCGCCCCUGCCUUGGGUGUAUGAGAAGACUCUUGUAAAUGUACUGUAGCUGGUUGUCUCCAGCUGUAGGCACACACAUGACAACA